This is a messenger RNA of Gongylonema pulchrum, 438 nucleotides long. The record is from the annotation of a GenBank genome assembly. Lineage: Eukaryota; Metazoa; Nematoda; Chromadorea; Rhabditida; Gongylonematidae.
UUAAUCGAAUCGAUUUCGCGUAAAGUGACAAUUCUGGAUGCAGAACGCAAUGCAUUGGAUGGAGAAAUGGGCUUAAAUGAAAUCCUAAAAAACGAAAUACUCAGUGAACUAGCCGAAAAUGCAGAUGCACAGAUGCUGGAAAAGAUCGAUAAGAAUCUUGCACAAAAUGCACAGCUGUGCAGGCUAGAAACGCGUUUACGAAUGCAUCUGGAACGUUUGGAAUCAAUUUCGCUGAGCAACGAGAAUGUGGACCGAGAGCUGAUUAAAGCACGAAUCGAACGUCUGAAACGACAGAUUGACGAUCAGACAAUCCUGAGAAAAGCAUUCGAUAGGCGCGAUGCUGAAUCACUUUUUGCCAGUUUCACUAAUCCAGGUGCAAGCAUUCUUAGCAUGGGAUUGAUGCCUGUGAAUAUGCGAAUCACUGAGUUGGCGGACUGA